Molecule: messenger RNA, 495 nt
Organism: Williopsis jadinii
Lineage: Eukaryota; Fungi; Ascomycota; Saccharomycetes; Phaffomycetales; Wickerhamomycetaceae
Exons: 1
Coding region: 1-495 (164 amino acids)
Cellular component (GO): outer membrane
Source: RefSeq, a predicted model, not a curated record
AUGUCUGCUAGAGACUAUUACUCCCCUGCUAAUUCUCAGGGCUACGGGUAUAACAACAACAAAGACUACAAUCAGUACAAUAACAGUCAAUACAGCAACAACCAAUACAGUAAUAGCCAGCAAGGCUAUAACCAGGGCCAAGGUCAAGAACAGACAGGUGAAAAGGGGAUUAUAACAGACCUUGCGGGUGCUGCAGUUGGAGGAUACGCCGGCAAUAAGUUAAGCGGUGGAAACUCCACCAUGGGUAAGAUCGGUGGUGCCCUAGUUGGUGCAGUUAUAGCACACAAAGUGAGUAAUAAACUAGAUAGCCACAGGUACGGUGGUCAUGGCCAUGGUGGCCACGGACAUGGUGGAUCCGGUGGAUAUCGUGAUCCAUUUGAGGGAGGACCUUCACCUGGCCCGCCAGGCGGAACAUUUGGCGGGCCAGGUGGAUUUGGAGGUCCUGGAGGUCCUGGAGGACACCACGGGCCUGGAGGGCCUGGACCCAGAUGGUGA